AUGUGUUCGUCACUUUGUGGAAAAUGGCAGUUGGAUGACUGGGUACUUUGUCGAGUAUGGCGAAAAACAGGCGCCCCAUGUCCAUUAUCGGAAGAUAGAAAUGGCCUAAUUAGUAGAGAACCAGCUCAGGCUUGUACAAGAUUGGGGAAGCAAUGCUCGAAGAAACUAGGAGAAGAACGAACGGUAACGUUGAGCGAUUUUCCAACCCUACCAUUUCUAAUGGAUUUCCAGAACCCGUGCUCGAAUAUUAAUGUUGCUGAUGUAUCUUCUUUGAGAUUUGAGGACAAGAAGAUUUCUACAGAUAACCCUGGCAUGUACAGCGCCGCCGCGGUAUCUAACAUAAGUUUUGAAGGGAUAAAGGCAACUUCGUCGGUUUGCGAAGAUAACUUCAACAUAGAAGAUUAUCAUGGUUUGAUUGAGAUGACGAGGACAUUAGUUUCGAACACUUCAACAACAAUAGAUGGAAACAGCCAAGACAUUGGUGUCGGAAACAUCUACAAGAAGAAUCCAGUUGGCCCCGAAGAAGUGGAAAAGGAUAGUAAGAGUAGUAUUGUUGUUGUUGUUCCACAGCAGUCUGAAAGCAACGAUACCAAUGGCGCCGUCUCUUGCAGUACAAGACAAGUGGACAAGAAUGAUUCCAUCUCCCCUUUGGAUCAAUUGCUCAUGUCUCCAGAUUUAUACAGUUGGACUUGGGCAUUUCCAUGA
This is a messenger RNA of Oldenlandia corymbosa var. corymbosa, 705 nucleotides long. The record is from the annotation of a GenBank genome assembly. Lineage: Eukaryota; Viridiplantae; Streptophyta; Magnoliopsida; Gentianales; Rubiaceae.